Bombus huntii is the source of this 3114-nucleotide messenger RNA. RefSeq lists its product as uncharacterized. The coding region runs from base 1 to 3114 and encodes 1037 amino acids. Gene Ontology annotation, molecular function: nucleic acid binding; aspartic-type endopeptidase activity. Gene Ontology annotation, biological process: proteolysis. The transcript has 3 exons. NCBI's taxonomy places the organism in Eukaryota, Metazoa, Arthropoda, Insecta, Hymenoptera, Apidae. The record is from RefSeq and is a predicted model, not a curated record.
AUGCUUGAUUACCCCAAAUUAACCAACGAGUCUCCAACGGAAUUAAGGCGCUUAGCCCACACUAUUCAGCAACAUAUAUGUGCUUUAAACAAAUUAGGACAAGUCAACCCCGAUAACAGUGCUCUACUUAACUGCAUCAUUUUGUCGAAGGUACCAUUAAGUAUUCAAAAACAAUGGGAAAUGGCGCUACCUGACCACGAAGUGUCUCAGUAUAGUCAUUUGCUAAAAUUCCUCGAGAAAUUAGCACGGAACUCCAGGUUCCCACGGUUCAACAACCAAGAGCUUCACCAGAACAAACGACAUCCGGAAAAACAGCCGUCGAGGUCGAAUUCCUCCACCUCGAGCCGAAGUCCCUCCUCGUCAAGCAGGAGAACAGCAUUGCCCCCGUCACCUACAGCAGCUUCCGAGGUAUUGCAUAAUGACAUAGUGACUACAGCCCAAGUCCACAUACUAACCAACAAACAGCAACCGAUCCAGUGCCGUGCGCUCCUCGACACCGGAUCCAGCAUGAACUUCAUCACAGAAAGGCUUGCAAACAUCCUCGGAAUAAGGCAAAGGAAGUGUUCGGUCCCAAUUGGAGCUCUCGAUACAUUGAAGACGACAUCAAGGCGACUCAUAAGGGCGACGAUUACCUCCAUUGACGGCAAGUACGAAUGCACAUUGGCAUUUCUCGUCAUUCCAGCCAUAACGCACCUGAUUUCAAGUCAGCCCAUCGAUCGUUCGGCGCUUGACAUACCCAGGAAUAUCAAGCUAGCCGAUCCCCGAUUUCAUGUGCCUUCCCCGAUCGCUGUCUUAUUAAGCUCGGGCACAACUCUUUCGUCGAUGUACGUCGGACAAAUCAACCUGACGCAACCGGACGAACCGGAACUGCGCUCGCAAAAAGCACUAUUCGGCUGGGUAAUCGGGGGGAGUCCAACUUCCUCAACCGCGACAAACACUUUUCACGCAUCCACGACGGCUCCGCAAGUAGACCUUACGCGGUUCUGGGAAAUCGACGAAGGACCCCCAAUCAAACACAUCUCAGAAGCAGAGCGACGAUGCGAAGAUCAUUUCAGAGCUCACACCCGACGCACCAGCGAAGGACGAUACAUCGUCGCUCUCCCGUUCAACGAAAAUCUCUCGUCGCUCGGAUCAUCCAAGGCAUUGGCAAUGAAACGACUCGCAUCCCUCAACCGCCGAUUCCAGCGCGACAGGCGCUUUGAAGCCGAUUAUCGAGCGGUAAUCCAAGAUUAUCUAGAUCGAGGACACAUGUCAAAAAUCAGUCCUGACAACACCGACGAAGGCGGGUAUUAUCUACCACACCACGCCGUGAUCAAGGUAGCGAGCGAAACAACGAAACUCCGAGUCGUGUUCGACGGAUCCGCGGCUAGCAGCACCGGAGUAUCAUUAAACGACACACUCUAUGGAGGGUCCAAGUUACAAGAGGAUCUAUUCAAUAUCCUGCUUAGAUUCCGUCUGCAUCAGUAUGUACUCACCGGGAACAUCGAGAAGAUGUACAGGAAAUUCCUGGUGCGAUCAGAGGACCGACAAUAUCAACAAAUCGUUUGGCGUAACAAGGAGGGGGAAAUCGAAACCUACCAACUUAACACCGUGACGUUCGGGUUAUCGGCAGCUCCAUACUUGGCCCUACGGUGUCUCAAGAAGUUGGCAGACGAUGAAGGACAUCGAUUUCCACGAGCGUCAUCGGCUCUGCGACGAGACUUCUACGUCGAUGACGCCCUCACCGGAGCGGACACGAAGGAAGAGGUACUACCCCUCAGAAAGGAACUAACCGAACUUCUCCAAUCCGCCGGUUUGAACAUUCGAGAAUGGGCUUCCAACGACCAGAGCAUCCUCCAAGGGUUAUCCGAACAAGACAAAAGCCGAAGGUUACAAUUAGUUGAGUAUCAAACCCUAAAAACACUCGGCAUAUUUUGGGAUUCCAAGGACGACGCAAUACUCUACUCGGUCGAAGCUAACGCCAAGAUCUCUUGGGUUACAAAGCGAUCGAUCAGCUCGGUGAUCGCCAGAAUCUACGACUCACUAGGAUCGCUUGCGCCAGUGAUCGUUCGAGCGAAGAUUAUACUUCAACGAGUCUGGUCGCUAAAGGUCGACUGGGACGAGGCCCUGCCAGCGGAUUUGCAUUCCGAGUGGAACCGUUACUACACCAAACUAUCACUACUCAACGAGAUACGGUUCCCACGCAAGACCAUAAUAAAAACACUCAUCGAGAUUGAGCUCCACGGCUUUUGUGACGCCAGCGAAAGGGCAUACGGAGCCUGUGUCUAUCUGAGGUCUCUCGAUCAUUACGGAAACGUCCAGACACGACUACUCACUGCGAAAUCGAAGGUAGCUCCGCUCAAAACGCAAACCAUUCCACGACUUGAACUGAGUGGCGCUCUUCUACUCACGUCACUAAUUGCAAUCAUAAGGCAAGCAUUGCAUAUCGAGGUAAAGCGUACAGUUUAUUGGACGGAUUCCACCAUUGUUCUUCAGUGGAUCAAUUCGUCACCUCACACACUGAAAACAUUCGUCGCAAAUCGCGUAGCCGAGAUACAGAACAAAACUAGCUUCACAGAUUGGCGUCAUGUUCCCACCAAUGACAAUCCGGCGGGUCUGAUUUCUCGAGGACAAUCAGCCGAAGACUUCCUGCAGCCUAACAUGUGGCAAACUGGACCACGGUGGCUGCAACAACCAGAAGAAUAUUGGCCGAUGUGGAGUCCAACACGUUUAGCCAACUUACCAGAACGGAAAGCAGCAACUUGUCUCGCCACAACUCCUGUCGACAACAGCCUCUUGGACAGAUUUUCAUCGUGGACAAGGGAGCUCUACGAAUUGCUGAAAUCGGACGAUCACAUCGAAAAGGUAAUUACUUUCCUAGCCAACAAGCAAAUCGAAUGGCACUUCAUACCCCCUCAUUCUCCACAUUUCGGGGGACUAUGGGAGGCAGCGGUGAAGCCCUUCAAAUAUCACUUCAGACGCAUCGUCGGUAAUGAGUUGUUUACGUUCGAGCAAUUCAAUACACUUGUCAUAGAAAUCGAAGCAGUUCUCAACUCCCGACUAUUAACACCCAUAUCCACUGAUCCCAAGGAUCUCCUCGUCCUCACUCCGGGUCAUUCCCUCAUCGGCGAGUAA